Syzygium oleosum is the source of this 2584-nucleotide messenger RNA. Its product is annotated as putative pentatricopeptide repeat-containing protein At1g02420. The transcript is spliced from 2 exons. Gene Ontology annotation, molecular function: protein binding. The coding region runs from base 162 to 1601 and encodes 479 amino acids. NCBI's taxonomy places the organism in Eukaryota, Viridiplantae, Streptophyta, Magnoliopsida, Myrtales, Myrtaceae. The record is from RefSeq and is a predicted model, not a curated record.
UCCGUCACCUGCUGCUCAUCGCAAAACCCUAAGCCCCCUUCCCCUUCCGCUCGGCACCGCCGUGCUCGCCUGAAUUCCUUCGCUUCGCCGGAGAACAUCGAAUUCCGACCUCGUGCAGAAGCUCCGGCGGCAUCCUUCGCAUCUUCCGUUUCUCCGACGAAAUGCGAAACCUCCGAGCAUUGUGGAAUCAUCUCCGGCCGUGGCGCGCCGGCACGUCGCUGCGCUCCUUCUCCUCCGCAGAGACGUCCGGGAAUGCCGACGCGGACCGGCUCUACGACGUGAUACGGAACCUCUCGUCUCCGGCCGACCUGAAGCAGCACUUCCAGUCGAGCAACGUCGCCCCCCUGUCGAACGAGCUGGUCGAUGGCGUGCUCAAGAGGUUCAGGUUCAGCCACGGGAACCCGCUGCGGGCGCUCGAGUUCUUCCGCCACGCGAACCGCCGGAGAGGGUUCGACCACUCCGCGUUCGCCGUGGACACCAUGCUGUACAUCCUGGGGAGGAGCCGCAAGUUCGAUCUGAUCUGGGAGGUCUUGACCGAGAUGAAGAGGACGGAUCGGUCCGUGAUCACGCCGCGGAGCAUGAUGGUGGUCCUGGCCCGGGUCGCGAAGGUCUGCUCCGUGAGGCAGACCGUGGAGUCGUUCAGGAUGUUCAGGAAGUUCGUUCCCGAGUUCGACACGGCCUGCUUCAACGCGCUGCUGAGGACCUUGUGUCAGGAAAAGAGCAUGCACGACGCGAGGAAUGUUUACCACGGCCUGAAGCGCCACUUUCAGCCGAAUUUGCAGACUUUCAACAUACUCUUGUCCGGAUGGAAGUCUGCAGAAGAGGCCGAGAAUUUUUUCGCGGAAAUGAAGGAGAUGGGUGUGAAACCUGAUGUUGUUUCGUAUAAUUCUUUGGUUGAUGUGUAUUGUAAAGGUAGAGAAAUUGACAAUGCGUAUAAGGUCGUCGAGAAAAUGAGGGAAGAAGAUAUCUCGCCCGAUGUAAUCACCUAUACUAGCAUUAUCGGUGGGUUGGGGCUAAUUGGUCAGCCAGAUAAAGCUAGAGAUGUUUUGAAGGACAUGAAGGUGUAUGGGUGCUACCCGGAUGUCGCUGCGUAUAACACUGCUAUUAGAAAUUAUUGUAUUGCAAAAAGGCUUGGUGAUGCGUAUGGCUUGCUGGAUGAGAUGGAGAGUAAGGGUUUAAGUCCAAAUUCGACGACGUGCAAUCUGUUUUUUAGAGUUUUCUUUUGGUCGAACGACUUGCGGCAUUCUGAUGGCUUGUAUGUGAGGAUGAUGGAUGCUGGAUGUCUUCCCAAUACGCAGAGUUGUAUGUUUCUGGUUAAGUUAUGUAAGAGGCAGGAGAAUGUGGACUUUGCCUUAAAGCUAUGGAAUGACAUGAUCGAGAAAGGAUUCGGAUCUUACACUUUGGUAUCAGAUGUAUUAUUUGAUUUGCUCUGUGAUAUGGGGAAGUUGGCAGAAGCUGAAAAGUGUUUCCUGCAGAUGGUAGAGAAAGGUCAUAAGCCAAGUCAUGUUUCCUUUAGGAGAAUUAAGGUGCUGAUGGAAUUGGCAAAUAGGCCCGAGGCCCUCCAGAACUUGUCAGAGAAGAUGAGAGUACUUCAGCUUUAACAACAAUUUCCCGAGAAAUGUGAUUGAUGAACGAUGCUUACCUUUGCAUGCUGAAAUUUGCUGUGCUGUGUAUUGAGUUGUGUCAUGUGCCUGAUCAUUGCAUCAAAAGUAGCGGCACCAGAUGCUUGAGGAAUAACUUUGGGAAGCAUUUGAAAUAGGUAGGUUAAUUGGGUCCAUUUGUUGCUCAGCUACAUCACAGCUAAAAUUGCGGCUUCGUCCCAAGGGAAGCAAGUUUAUCGCUAUGAAUAUUAGUGCUAUUUGCAGGAUUUAAUUUCCCAGUUGAUCCUGAUUGUGUGAGUUUUCUUUCUUCACUUAAUUUAAUUAUCUGAUUUUUGCAGAGAGAAAGUUAUUAAUUUCUAUUGGACCUGGCGUGAGCAACAAUGGCUUUGUGUUUAUGAAACAAAGUGCUGGAAAUUGUUUGCUCCAAUUAAUCGGGAUUUUGUGAAUUUUCUUUUUUCACUUAAUUAUAAAUCCUAUUUUUGCCAAGAGGAAGUGAUUACUUUCUACAAACUCGACACAGUUUCCAGUUUCAUACAGCUGUUUCUUUGCCAGUGUAUGAAUAUGAGAAGCUUAUGCAGACAUGGAGUUGGAACUUGUUGGUGAGUAGAUAGCUUGUUUCUAAUGCUGUAUAAAGCUGUGAGUAUGGCGCUUGGAUUUGUUAGUUUUCCAGACUCUUAUCCUAGUUUAUUCAGGGUCAAGCUAUUUAUUUACUGUUAUCUUUGUAGCUUAUGCUCAGCUUCAACGACUGGAGAAAGGUGAAGAAUUGGCACACGAUGAAGAAUUAAUCAUCACUGCUACACUUGAGCUCGUAGAGAAGAUGACAGGACAUGAGACCUUGGAAUAGUCAUUAAUGCCAAGCUUGAUGGAUCUGUCUGGUACUUGACAAUUUUGUAAUAGUCAUACAUAGCUUUCUUAUGCCAAUAAAAAAUGUACAUUCGAUAUGGGUCAGAAAUCCAUUUUGCAGAUCGCUAGAAGUUUCUAAA